GUGCUUCAUCCGACGGCCCCCUGAAGCUGCUUCCAGAAAACCACUUUGACCUCGUGGUGAUAGACGAGUGCGCUCAGGCCCUGGAAGCCAGUUGCUGGAUCCCUCUGCUGAAGGCUCCGAAGUGCAUCCUGGCCGGGGACCACAAACAGCUUCCCCCCACCAUCAUCUCUCACAAGGCUGCUGCCGAGGGCCUUUCGCUCAGCCUGAUGGAGCGCCUGAUGGAGCGGUACGGGGAGAAGGUUGUGAAGAUGCUGACGGUGCAGUACCGAAUGCACCAGGCCAUCAUGCACUGGGCGUCCUCGGAGAUGUACGGCGGGCGGCUCACCGCUCACCCGUCGGUGGCCCAGCAUUUGCUCAGGGACCUGCCGGGUGUCACCUCGACCGACGAGACCACCAUUCCCUUGUUGCUGAUAGACACCGCAGGCUGCGGCCUGUUUGAGCUGGAAUUGGAAGAGGAACAGUCUAAAGGGAAUCCAGGGGAGGUGCAGCUGGCCGGCCUGCACGUCCAGGGCUUGGUGGAGGCCGGCGUGAAGGCGCGAGACGUGGCUGUCGUAGCCCCCUACAACCUUCAGGUGGACAUGCUAAGAGAGCACCUUUGCCACAGGUACCCAGAACUAGAAGUUAAAUCAGUUGACGGUUUCCAGGGAAGGGAGAAGGAGGCGGUGAUCCUGUCGCUUGUGAGAUCCAACAGGAAAGCAACCAAAGCGGAGUGCCGGAAGCCAGAAACGCGGUUCUCCCCGAACGCGAGCGGCCCCGGGAGAGAGAGCCCAGGGACAAAAGACGGCACCGACGGGUUCAAGGCCAUGCUGGUGGCCUUCCUGGAGAGCAGCGAGACGCGGUUGGAUUUCCCCCCAUCCCUCAAUUCUCACGAUCGGCUGCUGGGUCCCCCGAUGCAUCCCAGCACGGAAACGCCCGGCCCUGCUGAGCCAGGAGCAAGCAGCCGGGGCUCAGGGAACGUGGACCUGAAAAGCCUGCACCUGGAGAGAGUUCAGAGGGAGAAAGCCAGGCGGGAAGAGGCGCCGGCUGGGAAGGCUCAGCAGCCCAGCGCCGGCCUUCAGGGCAGCAGCAGGAAGAAAGACAAAAGCGGAGCCAAAGAGCAGGUGGAAGGGGAAUCCCCGGCUCCGGGAAUGAAAGUGCCCGAUGCCCCGGCUGUCCCCGGCAUCUGUCUGUCCCCUCUCCGCCAGGUUCACGGCUGCGGGGAGAAGGCCAAGGCCCACGCACGGCAGAGGAUCAGCAGGGAAGGGGUGCUCUAUCCCGGGAGCGGCUCCAGAGACAAGGACCUGGACCCGGCUAAGAGAGCCCAUCUCCAGCGGCGCCUGGCCCAGAAGCUCCGUGAACUGACCACCAGCCAGAGAAAGAGCAAAAAGAAGGACAAGGAGAAGUGA
This is a messenger RNA of Eurypyga helias (sunbittern), 1385 nucleotides long. RefSeq names its product immunoglobulin mu binding protein 2 (gene IGHMBP2). NCBI's taxonomy places the organism in Eukaryota, Metazoa, Chordata, Aves, Eurypygiformes, Eurypygidae. The record is from RefSeq and is a predicted model, not a curated record. Gene Ontology annotation, molecular function: nucleic acid binding; 5'-3' DNA helicase activity.